GUGAUGGCUUGUUGAUCCCACGGUGAAAAGCUCGCAACUUCUGCGCUGCGAAAACUGCAUGUUAACUUACGCUGUUCUGACGUUAGUGAGUAAAGUUUAUGUCGUUAACUUCAUCACUGAACAUCAAACGUGUUAGCAUAUGUUUCCUCAGCUGUAUGUUAAGCACGGUUGGUUACAAGACUAAUCGGUGGUAGGGGGGCCACUGAACUGAGCAGGUUGGACAGCCUGCCACGCCCGCAGCACUAUCGUCAACAUGUCGUCGAGCCUUCAAAACAACCUUGGCACUUGGCAGUGCUUGAGUGAGCGCGUGGCAUAGUGGACGCUUGUUGGACGCUACCACCAAAGUUACGAAACUAUGGCGCCUAGAAGACAGGUGUUGGACUUAAUGCGUGUCAUCUCGAGUGCUUCGUGUAGAUGCCCUGCUCAUUCACACACUGCUGGCCCAGUGAAUGUUGUGUCAGCUUCAUGUGUACAGCAUUCUCACACAAGCACAUCACAGAAUGAAAAGGAAUAUGCAUUUGAGAUGGCUUGUUCCACAAUUCGUUAUGGGCCAGGAGUCACACAGGAAAUUGGAAUGGAUAUGGCCAAUAUGAAUGCAAAGAAAGUUUGUUUGAUGACUGAUCCAAACAUAGCAAAACUCCCUUCCAUCCGAACAGCAAUGGAUUCAUUAACUAAGCAUGGUAUCAAUUUUGAAGUAUUUGAUAAAGUCAGAGUGGAACCAACAGACAAAAGUUUGCAGGAUGCAAUAAACUUCGCGAAAGCAGGGCAGUUUGAUGCUUUUGUUGCAGUUGGUGGUGGUUCUGUUACAGACACUUGCAAAGCUGCAAAUCUGUAUUCUUCCAACCCUGAAGCAGACUUCUUGGAUUAUGUUAAUGAGCCCAUAGGGAAAGGAAAACCUGUAAACUUUCCACUGAAACCUUUUGUAGCAGUGCCAACAACUGCUGGUACUGGAAGUGAAACUACGGGUGUGAGUAUUUUUGAUUAUGAGCCUCUGAAAGCCAAGACUGGGAUAGCUCACAGGGCUAUUCGCCCAACAAUGGGACUUGUAGAUCCGCUGCAUACCUUGACAAUGCCAGAGAGAGUAUGUGUUUACAGCGGGUUUGAUGUCUUGUGCCAUGCACUUGAAUCAUUCACAGCUGUCCCUUACACAGAACGAAAACCACGCCCUCCAAAUCCUAUACAGCGUCCUGCUUAUCAAGGCCAGAAUCCAAUAUCAGAUGUUUGGGCUAAAUAUGCAUUGCAGGUCAUGCAGAAAUAUUUUAAAAGGUCAGUUUACCAGCCAGACGACGUCGAGGCCCGAUCUGCCAUGCACUUGGCAUCAGUAAUGGCAGGUGUUGGCUUCGGUAAUGCCGGAGUGCACCUUUGCCAUGGUCUGUCAUAUGCAAUAUCUGGGAAUGUGAAAGAUUACAAACCUGAAGGUUACAGCAAGGAUCAUCCCAUCAUUCCACAUGGCUUGUCUGUUGUAAUGAGUGCACCAGCAGUUUUCAACUUUACGGGACCAGCAUGUCCUGACAGACAUAUUGAAGCAGCGGGUAUCCUAGGAGCUGAUGUAAGAAAUGCUAAGAGGGCAGAUGGAGGAAAGAUCUUGGCAGAUACUGUAAGAGAAUAUAUGCAGGUCAUGAAAGUAGAUAAUGGCUUGUCUGCCCUUGGCUUCACUAAAGAUGAUGUUCCUAACUUAGUUAAAGGCACUGUUCCACAGCACCGUGUCAGGAAGUUGGCUCCAUUGGAACAAACUGAAGAGGAUCUGACAACAAUGUUUGAGAAUUCAUUUACGGUGUAUUAGUCACAACUCGUGUCCAGAAAUAUGGAAUAUAUGAAGCUAUGCAAGAUGAUUCUUAUUUGUGAGAGAUUGUUUUUGUGCAAUAACUGGAGAGAGGCAGCUGGACAGCAAAUCCGCCAAUAAGAAAAUGCAUAACAUGCUCAAAGAGAUUUUCUCCCCAUAUAACGUAAUGUGGACACAAUCAACCCACAUAAAUUUACUGCAACAUUUUUGGUAUUUGUAAGAAGGCAAGUCAUCUGAAGGGAAACGAAAUCCACAAAUAUUUUUUGUUAUUAAUGUAUUAAAAAAUGUUUUGAUGUGUACAUGCAUAUGUUUCAGUGGAUUAUUGCUGUUAAAGCACCAAUUUGUUACGUAUUUUUAUGUGUAUCUUUUGUACCUGGAUGUUAAAAAUUGAUAAAUAAAUUUAAUUCAAUGUUUA
Schistocerca gregaria is the source of this 2198-nucleotide messenger RNA. It is a transcript of the gene T3dh, whose product is annotated as hydroxyacid-oxoacid transhydrogenase, mitochondrial. The transcript has 10 exons. Gene Ontology annotation, molecular function: alcohol dehydrogenase (NAD+) activity; metal ion binding. The record is from RefSeq and is a predicted model, not a curated record. Bases 356 to 1783 code for a protein of 475 amino acids. NCBI's taxonomy places the organism in Eukaryota, Metazoa, Arthropoda, Insecta, Orthoptera, Acrididae. Gene Ontology annotation, cellular component: mitochondrion.